AUGGGUCGCGCGCGCGACUCAGCGAAGAUGAUCACCAGAUACCUCACGGAGAUUUCGACGGCGUUCAACCCGUUCUCUCCACGGGCGAAGACUGCAAGACUAUUCCUCUCAUUCUUGCCCGGAAAUGCGCGCGCAACCAUGAAGAUCAAUACGAAGAUUCUGCCGAGGACGUCCAGGGAGAAGAGCUUUGUCCAGGUCAAAUUCAAGGAUGGAAAGGAGAUGAAACUCGAUUCCGAGCAGCUUGGCAUCAAGGGCGUGAUGGAGGAGUUGGAUAGGCAUUCCAGGAUAUUGGCCAGACAGGAGGAAUUGACGGGGCAACUAAGAUGGGAGAGGGUCUGA
Pseudogymnoascus destructans is the source of this 339-nucleotide messenger RNA. Its product is annotated as YmL44. The coding region runs from base 1 to 339 and encodes 112 amino acids. Lineage: Eukaryota; Fungi; Ascomycota; Leotiomycetes; Thelebolales; Thelebolaceae. The transcript is spliced from 3 exons. The record is from RefSeq and is a predicted model, not a curated record. Gene Ontology annotation, molecular function: structural constituent of ribosome. Gene Ontology annotation, cellular component: mitochondrial large ribosomal subunit.